Kockovaella imperatae is the source of this 699-nucleotide messenger RNA. Its product is annotated as ribonuclease H-like domain-containing protein. Gene Ontology annotation, molecular function: nucleic acid binding; 3'-5'-RNA exonuclease activity. The transcript is spliced from 7 exons. Bases 1 to 699 code for a protein of 232 amino acids. The record is from RefSeq and is a predicted model, not a curated record. Gene Ontology annotation, cellular component: mitochondrion. Lineage: Eukaryota; Fungi; Basidiomycota; Tremellomycetes; Tremellales; Cuniculitremaceae.
AUGUCCCAUCGAAUCCUGAAUUACGAUGAUGGACCAUUGGUCUGGAUUGACUGCGAGAUGACGGGACUCAAUUACGAUACGGAUAGAUUAUUGGAGAUCGCCGUGAUCAUUACGGAUGGUCGUUUAGAGCCGGUGGAUGAGGGGAUAGAGUAUAUCAUACAGACGCCAAAAGAGGUCCUAGACAAGUUGAGUCAGAAGCCGAGCUUCAAUCAUGUCGAUGGGAUGGACGAAUGGUGUACCACGACGCAUGGCGAAUCUGGUCUCACUCAAGCUUGUAUCGACUCUCCUCAUACGCUGGAAGCAGUCUCCCAAACAGUCUUGGAUUAUGUCAAACGUCAUAUCCCAGAUAGAGGCUCUGGGUUGCUCGCAGGAAGCUCGGUUCAUGCUGAUCUACGCUUCCUGUACAAGUACAUGCCUGAUCUCGUGAAACAUCUAUCAUAUCGCAUACUAGAUGUCAGCUCCGUCAAGGAGAUCUGUCGGCGUUGGCAUCCAUCAGUCACAGAGAAGGAACGAGCAGGACGAACCGGCAAAGUUGCGCAUCGCGCUCUCGAUGAUAUCAGAGGAUCUAUCAGAGAGCUCAAAUUCUAUCAAGAGAACAUCUUUAUCCCUCUCGAGCCACCAAAAGACAAGUCAAAACAACAACCCUCCGAGAAAAAUGAGCUAGACGAGCUCGUUGAGACAUUGAACAAAGCCUGGUAG